This is a messenger RNA of Rhodotorula graminis WP1, 1239 nucleotides long. RefSeq lists its product as uncharacterized. The record is from RefSeq and is a predicted model, not a curated record. NCBI's taxonomy places the organism in Eukaryota, Fungi, Basidiomycota, Microbotryomycetes, Sporidiobolales, Sporidiobolaceae. The transcript is spliced from 5 exons. The annotation marks the transcript as partial. Gene Ontology annotation, cellular component: COP9 signalosome.
CAGAUCGACCGCGCCUGGCUCGACAACGCCAAGAAGGAGGCGCAGACGGGCGUCGACAAGCUCGAGAUUGAGCUCAAGGGCUACAUGACCAACCUCAUCAAGGAGUCGAUCCGCAUGGGCUUCCGCGACCUCGGCCGCUUCCAGGCCCGCACCGGCGACCUCACGGGCGCGGUCCGCUCGUACACCAAGAGCCGCGAGUACUGCACCACGUCGAACCACGUCCUCGAGGUGUGCCUCGGCGUCAUCGAGGUCGCGCUCGACAUGGCCAACUACGCGUUCGUGCGCAACUACGUCGUCAAGGCGUCGGCGUCGAUGGAAGGCGCGCAGGCGGCGAGGGACGGCGGCAAGCCCAAGGCGGCACCGGUCAACCUUCCGGGCAUGGUCGCGCCGGCGCAAGACCCGAUCGAGGCGGCCAAGGAGCGUGAGCGCAAGGUCGUCGGCGAGCGCUUGACCGUCGCCGGCGGCGUCGCGUACCUCGGCUCGGGCGCGUACGACAAGGCGGCGCACGCCUUCACCGACAUUGGCUCCGAGGCGCUCCUCUCUGGUCCCGGCCACUUCAUCCCUGCCGCCGACGUCGCCCUGUACGCCGUCCUGACCGGCCUCGCGUGCUUCUCGCGCUCGGCUCUGCGCACCCGCGUCCUCGAGAACCCGGGUCUGAGGCCGUUCCUCGACCUCGAGCCGUACCUGCGCGACGUCGUGCGCGCCUUCUACGACAGCCGGUUCAAGGUUGGCCUCGACCUGCUCGCCAAGCACGAGGCCCGCCUUCACCUCGACAUGCACCUCGCGCCGCACGUCGACGCGCUCCUCGUCUCGAUCAAGCAGCGCGCGCUCCUCGCCUACUUUACGCCGUUCGCGUCCGUCUCGCUGUCGCGCAUGUCGUCGGCGUUCGGAUGGCCCGAGACGGCGACCAAGAAGGCCGUCGUCGACCUCAUCAAGCGCGGCCUCAUGAAGGCGCGCAUCGACCAGGCGCAGGGCGUCGUCGUCGCGAGGAGGACCGAGCCGCGUGUCGAGGCGUUCAAGAAUGCGCUCGAGCAGGGCGAGAAGAUGCAGCGCAAGGCGGCGGCGGUACAGCUCAGGAUGAAGCUGCUGCAGAACGAGAUCGUCGUCAAGCCGAGCAAGCGCGGCGGCGGCGGCGGUGGCGGAGGAGGAGGAAGCGGCGGAGGAGGAGGAGGCGGCGGCGGGAACAGCAGCUCGCGCAUGGACCACGACCAGCCCUCGUCGACCAUCACGCUCGAGUGA